Microthlaspi erraticum is the source of this 552-nucleotide messenger RNA. NCBI's taxonomy places the organism in Eukaryota, Viridiplantae, Streptophyta, Magnoliopsida, Brassicales, Brassicaceae. The record is from the annotation of a GenBank genome assembly.
AUGACUGUUAAGGAGUGUGAAGACCGAAUUACACAGCUUGAGGGAUCUUUGGGAGAAGUACGUGGAGAGGUCUCAGCAAUCAAGGCUGGCUGUGAGAGCAUGUCAUCACGGCUUGGAGCGUUGGAGACACAGAUGACAUCGUUUGCUCAAAUCCUUUCACGCAUCGAAGCUAAUACUUCCUCAGGACAUGGUCAAACGAGCGGCACUAAAUCAUCAUCGCUUGAUUCACCUCAGAUCGAUAUGCCUGUCUUUGAUGGUCGCUUGCCGUAUGGAUGGAUUGCUAGAGUAGAGAGGUUUUUUCGUUUGGGUCAGUAUGCAGAGGAAGAGAAGUUGGAGCUCGUUUGUUUGUGCUUGGAUGGAGCUGUUUUGAACUGGUUCAAUAGUGAAGUUGUUAAUGUACCCUUCUCUGAUUGGGAGAACUUUAAACAACGACUUCUGGUGCGGUUUACUCUGGCAAUUGACGAUGAGCCAGGGAAAUGUUUACUGUGCAUACAGCAAACUGGAGAGAUUGUAGAGUAUAUCAAUGAGUUGAGGAGUUCUCAACUCAAGUGA